Messenger RNA from Centropristis striata (black sea bass), 3108 nucleotides. RefSeq names its product phosphate cytidylyltransferase 1A, choline a (gene pcyt1aa). Gene Ontology annotation, molecular function: choline-phosphate cytidylyltransferase activity; phosphatidylcholine binding. The record is from RefSeq and is a predicted model, not a curated record. Gene Ontology annotation, cellular component: endoplasmic reticulum. Lineage: Eukaryota; Metazoa; Chordata; Actinopteri; Perciformes; Serranidae. The transcript has 9 exons. Gene Ontology annotation, biological process: CDP-choline pathway. Bases 362 to 1474 code for a protein of 370 amino acids.
CCUUGAAGGAUAUCGAAGUUUUGUAGUUCCUGGGUUGUUGACCUGUCAGCGUUGUAGUACAAGCUGUCACAGUUAAGGAUACUUUGUCUGUCCUUCUGGUAGUAGCGGUUUUCGGACAGCAACACAGUGAGCUCCGGGGCUUCGGUCUCACACUAUCGGUUCCUGCUGGUGUCAGCUAACCAGCGAGCUAACGGCUAAAGCUAGCAAACAAGCUUUACAGCUAGCCUGCUAGCUAGCAUUCGACGGUAGCUAGCAGUGUUAGCUAGCGGUUCUCUGCAGUUGUCUAGCUAGCCUGCUGGCAGUACGAGACGAAGAAGCCGCCCACUCCUGCAAAGCAGCACUCCAGACAAAAGAGUGAACAAUGGAGGCUCAAAGCUCCAGCGAGCUGCUCCUGUCCAGAAAGAGGAGAAGAGAGGGCUCCAAUCGGGAAGCCGAGGAGGGUGAGAAGCUUGGGAAAAUCCCCAGAUGUACUGUGGGAUUGAAGCACCCGGCACCUUUUGCAGAUGAGCUGGUGCCAGCUGAUAAGAAACCCUACGAGAGAGUCAGCAUGGAGGAGGCAAAGAGGGGAACACAUCCUGAGAGACCGGUGCGGGUGUAUGCAGAUGGCAUCUUUGACGUUUUCCACUCGGGUCACGCCAGAGCACUCAUGCAGGCCAAAUGCCUCUUCCCAAAUACACACCUCAUCGUGGGAGUGUGCAGUGAUGACCUGACCCACAAAUACAAGGGCUUCACAGUGAUGAAUGAGGAUGAACGAUACGAUGCAAUCAGACAUUGCCGCUACGUGGAUGAAGUGGUGCGAAACGCUCCCUGGACGUUAACACCAGAAUUCCUCAAAAAGCAUCGUAUUGACUUUGUGGCCCAUGAUGACAUCCCAUACUCCUCAGCAGGCAGUGAUGACGUGUACAAACACAUCAAAGAAGCUGGUAUGUUCGCUCCCACCCAGCGGACAGAGGGCAUCUCCACCUCUGACAUCAUCACACGCAUAGUCCGCGACUAUGAUGUGUACGUCAGACGCAACCUCCAGAGAGGAUACACAGCGAAGGAACUCAACGUCAGCUUCAUUAAUGAGAAGAAGUACCACCUGCAGGAGCGCGUGGACAAGGUGAAGAGGAAGGUACGUGACGUGGAGGAGAAGAGCAAAGAGUUUGUCCAGAAGGUGGAGGAGAAGAGCAUCGACCUCAUCCAGAAAUGGGAGGAGAAAUCCAGGGAGUUCAUUGGCAACUUCCUGCAGAUGUUUGGCCCUGAAGGAGCUCUGAAGCACAUGCUGAAGGAAGGGAAGGGCCGCAUGCUGCAGGCCAUCAGCCCAAGGCAGAGCCCCGACAGCAGCCCCACCCGCGAGGAGCGCUCCCCCUCUCCCACCUUCCGUCUCCCCUUCUUCACCAAGACCUCCCCGCCUCCCUCGCCUCCACCCCACCACAGUGGGGCCCGUGGAUACCUCAUCAGCGAGGACGACGACGAAGACGAUGAAAACUAGAUUGAGACGCGUUUCGAUGCAUCAUCGUUGUUGGGCCGCAGUCAGACGCUACAAGUUCACUGGGCUGUCGAGUAUCGUGGUUUUCAUCGAGCUCCUGCUUCCAUUUCUUUGUUUUUGUUCAUGAUUUCAGCACUUCAGUGUCACGUUAACUGUAACAGCCAGUUUCUCCACAGCUCAUCUUUUUAACAGCCAAUUUUGUUGUCUUUGUUUUUUACGUAACGGUCAGUAAAAUUUACCACUAAUCAUCUGAGUUGUUUGAAAAUUAGUCUCAUUUUGAGUUUAUUAGUCACUCACUGUCCCUUAGGAAUAUUUGCAGGGGGCUGCACUGAGUGCACGCCUCCACCUAUGAUGGUUUUCUUAAGGCUGGCAUUGUAGUGAAAUAGGGUUUGUGUUUUUGUUUCUGUCAUGGAUUUAGCGGGAGGGCUCGCAGGUUUUUGGUCACGUGCUGGAACGGCACAUCUAGUUUGGUGUGGGAGAGGUGAGCUGAAACCUCACAGAGACACUGUUGAAUAUCUCCUCGGGAUGUUUUACAGAGCAGGUCAGAAAACUGGACAUUUAAAUGAGCUGCUCAUGUCGGGCAGUUUAUGUUCUGCUCAUACUAACAAGAAAACAACCUUUACUUUUUUUUUUUUCAAACAAGAAAUAACAAGAAAAAUCCAGAUAUCAUCAAAUCUGAGCUGAGCCUGAGUCUAGUGUUAUACAUCUACUAAACAGCAGCUUUUCCCCAUUUCUGUCUGCCUGCUUUGGGGCUACGCGUGUCUGUGUGUGCAUGUGAUGUUUGUGCGUGCAAGCUCUUACGCCGGCAUGUUUGAAACGUCGUCUGGGUUCAGCUUUGACUUUACUGCAUACAGUAAUAAAUUUGCUUUUCAAUGUUUUUGUCUGCUGACAAGAAUCAGUCUUUGGAAGACUAGUUUCAAAACUGGACGCCUUUUUUGUGGCAUAAAAAGUGAGGGUGACCCAUUUAAAUGUUGAUGUAGAAAUACUUAUUUUUGUAGAUUUCACCUUUCCUUUCUUUAUCCUCUGUACAGAUAAUGAUCUGAUCAUCUUUGUUUAGAAGAGCCUUGAAUCAACUUGAGCAAGACUAUAUCUUUUUUGUAAUGCACUUCCUGCAUCACCUGGGCCUGUAGGGAAGUAAUAAUUUUCAUUUGAUACAUGUGAUGGCAAAAGAAAGUAUUAAGUUUUAAUUCAUAUGUAUAAGAAGACCUGAGAACUGCCUAAAUGCCCUACUUCUCAUGAGAAAUGACAUUUUUUAGUCAUAAGCACACUUUUAUGAGUAAGGCUUUCUCAUUAGUAGCACACAAAACAGCUGCAAUAUUUAGUCAACAGGAAAUAAAAUGUUCACUUCAAUUGAUCUUUAAAAUGGCAGAAAAUGCUGUUUUCAGCCUCAGAUAUGGAGGUGUCCUGCUUUUCUGUUUUGUAUCACAUAAAAUUGAACACCUUUUAGGUUUCUGGGUGACAAAACAAGAAAUUUAAAGACAUCAACAUGGAUUUUGAGAAACUGGAAUAAACCAAACUAUCGAUUAAUCAAGAAGAUAAUGGGCAGAUUACUCAAUAAUAGAUGAUCAUUAGUUGCAGCCCUAAUGCACAAGGCUGUUGCAAACACUUGGGGCUUUUCCAAAUCCUGCACGAAUUGG